ACGUUUCCCGUUCCUCUAAACCCUUUCCCCGACCAUAUAAGGAGAGGCAGCUGCUGGGGGCGUCCCCAGGAUCUAAAGAUAGCAGCCCCUGCCUCGGACUCCAAACGCCACAGGGCAGCGGGAGCAGCCAUGGCACGGCAGCAUGCCCGGACCCUGUGGUACGACAGGCCCAAGUAUGUGUUCAUGGAGUUUUGUGUUGAGGACAGCACGGAUGUCCACGUGCUCAUCGAAGACCACCGCAUUGUGUUCAGCUGCAAGAAUCCUGAUGGAGUGGAGUUUUACAAUGAGAUUGAGUUCUAUGCCAAGGUGAACUGCAAGGACUCCCAAGAUAAGCGCUCUGGCCGCUCCAUUACUUGCUUUGUGAGGAAAUGGAAGGAGAAGGUGGCAUGGCCUAGGCUCACCAAGGAGGAUAUCAAGCCAGUGUGGUUGUCUGUGGACUUUGAUAACUGGAGAGACUGGGAAGGGGAAGAAGAAGUGGAGCUGGCUCAGGUGGAGCAUUAUGCAGAGCUUUUGAAAAAGGUCAGCACCAAGGGACCACCCCCUGCAAUGGAUGAUCUGGAUGAUGAUUCUGACAGUGCUGAUGCAACAAGUAAUUAACUUUCUGUGACAGCAGAGCUGAAGAGGAAGCUGUGGCUAUAGUUUAGUCACUCUAACAAGCCAGGACCUGCAUCUUUGUCAGCUCCUUGAUGGUGCACCAGCGUCCUCUGAGAUCUCUGAGCUUUCCUAGAAGCUUUUUUAUUAAGGGUCUUCCUUCUUUUUUUUUUUUUAAAUUUCUUCCAUUGCUUUCAUUUUAUUUAUUAUUAUUAUUUGCCGUGCUGUGCAGCAUGUAGGGUCCUAGUUCCUUGACCAGAAAUUGAACCUGCACCC
This is a messenger RNA of Bubalus bubalis (water buffalo), 867 nucleotides long. RefSeq names its product prostaglandin E synthase 3 like (gene PTGES3L). The transcript has 7 exons. Gene Ontology annotation, molecular function: Hsp90 protein binding; protein-folding chaperone binding. Gene Ontology annotation, biological process: protein folding; chaperone-mediated protein complex assembly. Gene Ontology annotation, cellular component: cytosol; nucleus. Bases 130 to 597 code for a protein of 155 amino acids. The record is from RefSeq and is a predicted model, not a curated record. NCBI's taxonomy places the organism in Eukaryota, Metazoa, Chordata, Mammalia, Artiodactyla, Bovidae.